Messenger RNA from Theobroma umbraticum, 2809 nucleotides. RefSeq names its product phytyl ester synthase 2, chloroplastic-like. Gene Ontology annotation, cellular component: membrane. The record is from RefSeq and is a predicted model, not a curated record. Lineage: Eukaryota; Viridiplantae; Streptophyta; Magnoliopsida; Malvales; Malvaceae.
CCAGCCAGUUAAAAGCUCCCCUGUCUUGUCCGAUUCUUACAAUUUACAAAACAAAAAGCCUCCACUACCGAGCACCAACGUUUCGAACUAUUUAUUUAUCCUAUUUUGUUAAAUUUAGUCAUUAUUUAAUCGUUUCACGAGAAUCAUCUUUCUUUUGUUAAAUUAUUAUCAUUUCAGCGGUUGCUUCAAUCAGUUAGCUGGAAACAAAGUGAGACAAACUUCGUUCCACCAUGGCGGCAACCAGGGCUUGUCAGUUUCUUGUCGGUUCAUCGGUGAUGUCAACAUCCGGGAAUUCGGGGAGGGACCGGGGUGUAAGUUUAUCUCAACGGAUGGCGAUGUCGACAGAGCAGAUAUCGUCGGCGGCGGCGACGACGACGACGAGUUUCGUAGAGAAGGGAAUGUCGUCGGAGAAGAAGAAGCAGAGAAGGAAGGAAGAAAAUGAGUUAAUAUCAAAUGUUUACUGGAACCUGGACGAGAUGACGGAGGAGAACCGGAAGAAGUUGAAAGAUUAUUUCGAAGAGUGUAAAGACUUGAUCAGAUCGGACGGCGGGCCGCCUCGGUGGUUCUCUCCUUUGGAGUGCGCGUCCCACACUGCCGAUUCUCCUCUCCUUCUCUUUUUGCCUGGGAUUGAUGGCACCGGGCUUGGACUCAUAAGGCAUCAUCAUAAACUCGGAAAGAUUUUCGAUAUGUGGUGUUUGCAUAUUCCAGUUAAGGAUAGAACGUCAUUUGCAGACCUAGUGAAGCUGGUUGAAAGAACAGUAAGGUCAGAGUGCGAGCGAUCACCAGACCGACCAAUUUAUCUUGUUGGGGAAUCUCUUGGAGGAUGCAUUGCUUUAGAUGUCGCUGCUCGUAACCCUGACAUUGAUCUUGUGCUAAUGUUGGCUAAUCCAGCUACAUCAUUCAAUAGGUCACAGUUACAAUCUCUAAUACCUUUACUGGAACUCAUGCCUGAUCAACUCUUGCUGAACCUCCCUUACAUGCUGAACUUGGUGUCAGGUGAUCCUUUGAGGAUGGCAUUGGAAAAUGUGGUGAAGAGACUUCUGCCGCUCCAAACUGUUGGAGUGUUAUCAUCACAGGAUCUUCUUGGGAUGCCUCAGGUUCUGGCUGAUAUGUUACCUAGAGAAACACUUCUCUGGAAGCUACAGCUGCUUAAAUCUGCUUCUGCAUCUGCCAAUUCACACCUCCAUGCUGUAAAAGUUCAAGCAAUGAUACUUUGCAGUGGAAAGGAUCAGCUGUUGCCUAGUCAAGAGGAAGCCCAAAGACUUCGCAGCAUGUUGCCAAAAAGUGCGAUACGUUUGUUCGAAGAAAGUGGCCAUUUUCUCUUCUUAGAAGACGAUGUUGAUUUGGUAACAACCAUCAAGUGUUCUAGGUUCUAUCGUCGUGGAAAAUACCUUGACUAUGUGUCUGAUUACAUUCCACCAACACCUUAUGAAUUCAUGAAAAUAUGUGAAUCAAAUAGAUGGGUAAUUGCUGCCACUAGUCCUGUGAUGCUGUCAACUUUAGAGGAUGGCAAGGUGGUGAGGGGCCUUGCUGGGAUCCCCUCAGAGGGACCAGUCUUGUAUGUUGGCUAUCACAUGUUACUGGGAUUUGAAUUGGCUCCAAUGGUGAUUCAGUUUUUGAUGGAGAGAAAUAUUCUUGUGCGAGGGAUAGCCCAUCCAAUGAUGUUUUUUAGAUUGAGAGAAGGCAACAUGCUUGACCUAGCUGCAUUCGACACAUUUAGACUGAUGGGUGCAGUUCCUGUGUCAGGACCCAACUUCUACAAACUUCUGUCUUCAAAGUCUCAUGUCCUACUGUAUCCUGGAGGUAUGCGUGAGGCUCUUCACAGGAAGGGUGAAGAAUACAAGUUAUUCUGGCCAGAGCGGUCUGAGUUUGUCAGGAUGGCAUCUAGAUUUGGAGCCAAAAUCGUACCCUUUGGCGUGGUUGGAGAAGAUGAUGUUGGUGAGCUAGUUUUUGAUUACAAUGACCAAAUGCGCAUUCCUUCCUUGAGGUCGUUCAUAAAAGAACUCACAGAAGAAUCUGUGCAAUUGAGGACUGAUGCAAAUGGUGAGGUGUCCAACCAAGAUGUCCACCUCCCCGGAGUUCUUCCUAAAUUACCAGGCCGGUUCUAUUAUUAUUUCGGGAAACCUAUCGAAACUGAAGGAAGGAAACAAGAGCUAAGAGACAGAGAGAAAUCUCAAGAAUUGUAUUUACAUGUAAAGUCAGAGGUUGAGAGAUGCAUGGCCUACCUCAAGGAAAAAAGAGAAAAAGAUCCCUAUAGGAAUUUAUUGCCUCGGUUGCUAUACAGGGCCACACAUGGCUUCACAGCUGAAGUUCCAACUUUUGAGCUUUGAAAAUUUGUCUCCUUAGAGAAGCUCAAUGACCUUCCCCCAAGGAAAGGCUGCAUCAUUACAUGUCAAAACAACAUAGGCAGAGUUUUUACUGAGGUUUUGCAGUGCAAAUACAGACUUUAACAAGGAAUUAAUUCUGUAUCUUGAUUAGAAAGUCCCAAGAAAGAAGGAACAAAACAAAGAUUGAUGCUCGACCACAAACAAUGGAACGAGCAUAGGGGUAGUAAGGAUAAAGGAAUGCAGACAUUCUGUCAAACCAACUUGAUAGCAUUCUCAGAAUCUAGCUAAUAUGGCAUGGUGUAUGUAAGGAAUCAUACUGUAAUUUCUUUGAGGUACAAAGCCAUUGUUUUAAUCCAUGGGUCAUAUUAGCAACAUGUGUUCUCUUUUGGCUGGAAUAUUAUUAUGUUAAUAUCACAUUUAUUUCCCUUUUUCAGUCGUUUUUGAUGAACUUAUUGGAAUGCAGUAAGAAUAUUGAUUUUGCU